Alosa alosa (allis shad) is the source of this 6972-nucleotide messenger RNA. RefSeq names its product phospholipase C, eta 2a (gene plch2a). Gene Ontology annotation, molecular function: phosphatidylinositol-4,5-bisphosphate phospholipase C activity; calcium ion binding. Gene Ontology annotation, biological process: phosphatidylinositol-mediated signaling; lipid metabolic process. The record is from RefSeq and is a predicted model, not a curated record. Lineage: Eukaryota; Metazoa; Chordata; Actinopteri; Clupeiformes; Clupeidae.
UGUGUAUGUGAGUGAGUAAGUGAGUGAGGGAGUUUGUGUAUUCGAGACAAACUCUCUGCUCGGUGGACAUCCUUUUACAGACGCUCCUGGACCCUGUGUGGUUUCCCACAGAAGCGUGUUUCUGACUUCCUGGACACUGUCCUAAGGAAUGGACCCAUCUGAGGCUGAGCUAGAGCAACAGACGCCUGGCGAGUGAAGCACAGACCCGGAGAUUAGCGGUUAGCGACCACCUGUUGCGCUGUUUGGGCAAAGAAAGGAGUUUGGAUUUGCUUAGAAUGCUGCUGGAUUAGGAGCCUCCAAUCUCACUCUUCAGAGGAAAAUAAAAACACUCUCUCUCCCUCUUGGGCUUCUUACGUACGCAAAUACUAACGAUGAAGCCAAGCGUCUGAGGUUCUCGACUGGUUCUAAGUUUUGGUUUGGUUUUGGCGAGAAAGCGAGGGUACUUUUCGGAGGAAACUUCAGAGCUGGAGGUUUGGCACCGUGAUGCCCGGGCCAGUGUCAGCCAUGGCGAUGCCCAUCGGCAGGGCACCCAGCAGGCAGAGCGAACGGUCAGCGACGCUGGAGCGAGUGCCCACGCCGUUUCGGGACCAGAGGUCCUCUAAGACGCUGCACAAGCUGGCGCUGGCGCGGCUGGUCGAGGAGUUCCUCUGGAUCGGGGGCAACCUCGUCUCAGGGUCCAAGUGGAAGCUGGGGCUGAUGGUGGAGAAAUGCAUGAGCUCCAUGCAGGCGGGUUGCCAGAUGGUGAAACUGCGAGGUGGUUCCAAGGGCCUGGUGCGCUUCUUCUAUCUGGACGAACACAAGUCCUGCAUCCGCUGGAGACCCUCACGCAAGAACGAGAAGGCCAAGAUCUCCAUCGACUCAAUCCGUGAGGUGUGUGAGGGCAACCAAUCGGAGAUUUUCCAGCGCUACUCGGACGGCAGCUUUGACCCCAACUGCUGCUUCAGCAUCUACUAUGGGGAGCACAUGGAGUCUCUGGACCUGGUGUCCGGCACGGGGGAGGAGGCGCGGACCUGGAUCACCGGGCUCAAGUACCUGAUGGCCGGCAUCAGCGAUGAGGACAGCCUGGCCAAGAGACAGAGGACGGGACCAGGCACACAGUGGCUAAAGCAGACGUUCACAGAGGCGGAUAAGAAUGGAGAUGGCAGCCUCAGCAUCAGCGAGGUCCUGCAGCUUCUGCACAAACUCAACGUCAACCUGCCACGCCAGAAAGUCAAGCAGAUGUUCAAGGAGGCGGACACGGAUGACAACCAGGGCACGCUGGGCUUCGAGGAGUUCUGCUCCUUCUACAAGAUGAUGUCCACGCGCCGCGACCUCUACCUGCUCAUGCUCACCUACGGCAACCACAAGGAUCACCUGGACACUGCCGACCUGACGCGCUUCAUGGAGGUGGAACAGAAGAUGACCAAGGUGACUAAAGAACACUGCAUGGAGGUUGUGGCAAAGUUUGAGCCCUGCCCUGACAACCAGAAGCAAGGGGUUCUGGGUAUCGACGGAUUCACCAACUACAUGCGGAGUCCAGAGGGGGACAUCUUUAACCAGGCGCACGACGAGGUGGUCCAGGACAUGAGCCAGCCACUCUGCGACUACUUCAUCGCCUCCUCCCACAACACCUACCUUAUGGGCGACCAGCUCAUGUCGCAGUCCCGCGUCGACAUGUACGCCUGGGUCCUGCAGGCUGGCUGCAGAUGUGUAGAGGUGGACUGCUGGGAUGGACAAGAUGGAGAGCCUAUUGUGCACCACGGUUACACCUUGACUUCCAAAAUCCUUUUCAAAGACGUCAUUGAGACCAUCAACAAAUACGCCUUCGUUAAGAACCCGUACCCAGUGAUCUUGUCCGUAGAGAACCACUGCAGUAUCCCGCAGCAGAAGAAGAUGGCCCAGUACCUGAUGGAGGUUCUGGGGGACAAGCUGGACCUGUCAUCCGUCACCCCAAACGAGUCUGGACGGUUGCCCUCCCCAGAGGCCCUCAAGGGCAAGAUCCUCAUCAAGGGAAAGAAGCUCCCCCCUAACAUUGAUGAGGACGCUGAGGAAGGGGAUGUGUCAGACGAGGACAGUGCAGAUGAGAUGGAGGACGACUGCAAACUCAUGAACGGAGAUACGUCUAUGAGUCGUAAGCAGGUGGAGAAUGUGGCCAAGAAGAAGCUGGAUAACCUGAUGAAGGAGUCCAAGAUCCGCGACAGAGAAGACCCUGACAGUUUCACCAUCUCAGCACUGCCCCCCUCAGGCAAGAAGGACAAAGACAAGUCUCCACACAAGGGGAAAGCAGAGGACAGCACUGACACCACAGAUGAGGCCAACUCCAGCACUAACAAACGCAUGGGACGCUCCUUCAUGGGCAGCUUCUCCAAACGCAAGAAAAAGUCGACGAAACUGAAGAAGACCUCAAGCUUUGAGGACACCGAUACGGACCAGGAAAGCAGCAGCAGUGCAUCACGAGCACCUCUCCAUCACAGCAGGAAGAAGAAGACCAUGAAGCUGUCCAGGGCUCUGUCUGACCUGGUGAAGUACACCAAAUCAGUGGGCAUGCUGGACAUAGAGGCCCAAGCAGCCUCGUCCAGCUGGCAGGUGUCGUCCCUGAGUGAGACGAAGGGUCAUCAGAUCCUGCAGCAGAAGGCAGCCCAGUUCAGCCACUUCAACCAGCGGCAGCUCUCCCGCAUCUACCCCUCCUCCUACCGAGUGGACUCCAGCAACUUCAACCCACAGCCCUUUUGGAAUGCUGGCUGCCACCUGGUGGCUCUGAACUACCAGUCGGAGGGUCGCGUUCUCCAGCUGAACCGGGCGAAGUUCAAAACCAACGGAAACUGUGGCUACAUCCUCAAGCCUGACUGCAUGUGCCAAGGUACCUUUAACCCUAUGCUGGAGGACCCUCUGCCAGGCCGCAUGAGGAAACAGCUGGUGCUGAAGAUUAUCAGUGGACAGCAACUGCCCAAACCCAAAGACUCCAUGCUGGGAGACAGGGGAGAGAUCAUUGACCCAUUUGUGGAGGUGGAGGUCAUCGGCCUGCCAGUCGACUGCUGUAAGGAACAGACACGCGUAGUGGACGACAAUGGUUUUAACCCUAUGUGGGAGGAGACUCUGGUCUUCACGCUGAGUAUGCCUGAACUGGCCCUUAUCCGCUUCCUGGUCUGGGACCACGAUCCCAUUGGCCAGGACUUCAUCGGCCAACGGACAAUCGCCUUCAACAGCAUGAUGCCUGGCUACCGUCAUGUCUACCUGGAAGGGAUGGAGGAGGCUUCCAUCUUUGUCCAUAUAGCAGUGAACGACAUCACUGGUAAGGCACGGGCGGCCAGCGGCAUAAAAAGCCUGUUUCACAGAAACCCAAAGCAAGCUUCUCUAGACAGCCAUGCUGCUGCGCUGCUCAGCCGUAAGUCGCCGUUCGGGGCGCACCUGUUGCGACGCACCGCCAGCGCCCCCUCCAAGGCCCCGGGGGCCAAGGCCCAGGCCCAGGGCCUCCCUGACCUCUCCACACACCCCACCAAAGACUGCGACCCCAGGGGAGGGGAGCCCGGCAGCCCCCAGCCCAAGCAGGCAGCGGCGGGGACGGCCGAGGGCGACCUCGAAGUGGGAGCAGGAGCCAGUGCGGACGGAGGCACAGCCCCGCACCCCUGGGGGGGCACCAACGGCCAGCUGCACCCAGGCGACGGCAAAGGCCUACAGCACAUCCAGAGGUACUUUUCUCCUCACCCUGCCCUGGAAUCCAUCUCUGAGGAGCUGAGUGACCGACUGCUCUCCUCCUCCUCCUCCUUCACCUCCUCCUCCUUCACCUCCUCCUUCACCUCCUCCUCCUCCUCCGCUCCCUCCCCAGCCCUCUCCCCUUCUGCUCUCCUCCCCUCCCCCGUCUCUCCUCCUCCCCUCACUGACCAAACCUCGACCCCGGGUCCUGCAGCGGACCAGCAGAUCACUCACCCUCCCCUUCAGAAGACGCCGCCACUUCCUGCUCCGUCUCCCCCCCAUCCCGAGACAUCGCCGGGCAGCAGCCAGGGGAGGUCAGAGCCACUGGACACUCCCGUGACCCCCCCACUCCCCAGCGGCAGCAUGCAGCCGCCGGCAGCCGCAGAGGAUCAUGGGGAGGCGGACUCUGAGAGCUCCUCACCCCGCCAGGGGGUCCACGCUCUCCGUGCCCUCUUUGACCGUGACCCCCCUCAGCAGGCCCCAGGCCUGGCACCCCGCGCAAACAAACUCGCACACACGCCCGUCCGGCGCACCAAGAGCGAAGGCCAGGUGCGCCAUGGAGCGGCCGCCGCGCCCUCGUCGUCAUCGUCUUUGCCCGCGGCCACUCCGGAGGUGGUGAUGGACGCGACGAUUGGCGACCGCCUGUGGAGCACGUUGGACUACACCAGUCACCGCGACAGCGUCUCCUCCUCGUCCUCCAUCUCGUCCAACGACACUGUGAUUGACCUCUCCCUGCCUAACCUGGCCUCUCACUCCCACCGGCCCUCGUCCGGUCCCGCCACCUCCUCCUUCCCACUCCGAGGUCCUCCGCACGCGGGGCCCCCCGCCGCCGCCCACAGGGACACCCCGCGCCCCGUCUCCAAGUCCAAGUCCAACCCCAACCUGCGGCAGGACGAGAUGGACGAGCUGAAGCCGCGGCCGCUGUCCAAGGAGCCGCGCUCGUCCCCUGCGCCCGCACUCAUGCAGCGUCGACACACCUGGAGCCGUCUCUACAUGGAGGGCCUGAAGCAGGCCGCGGUUGCCAAGGCGACGGCCCGCGGCUCUAACCACAAGAUCCCCCCGACCCCCCCGCCAAAGCCGGGCGAGCUGGAGUCCAAGUCCAAGAGCCUGGGCGACCUCACGUCGGACGACAUCGCCUGCCACUUCGACAGCAAGUACCGCAGCAUCAGUCGCAGCUUCCUGUGCCGGCCACCCCCUCGCGACCAGCGACGCCUUGGCCUCGGUGGCGGUGGCCUCGCCAAGCCCCGCGACGCGCUCACCGAGCAGCUCAAGCGCCUGACCGACGUGGAGCCGCUCACCUCCAGCGACUUCUCCCCUCGGCCAGCCGGCGCGCCGCCGCAGCCCUGGCACGGCUCCCCCGAGGCGGCUGCGGAGGACUGGGAGCAGCCCCCGCCGCUGCGGCGGAUGUCGUCGCGGAGCCAGAGCCGCGUGCGCUACAUCGCCAACCGCGCCAAGCAGGCUCAGGAGCGCCAGCGGCUGCAGGGCAUGCUGGGAAGGCCCGCGGCGGGGGGGGCGUCUGUGGCUGGAGGACCCCUGGAGGAGAGGGGGAACCCUGAGGGGGCCUGCACCGUGGCCCGAAGCCCCUGCUCCAGCCUGGACCUGCUCAGCCAGCUGCCCCCUGCCCCUCUGCCCGAGAACCUCCACAACCAACACAGCCACCAGAACCAAACCCAGAACCAGUUAGGCCCACAGGACAAUGGGGUGUUCUUCAGACUCAAGCUCUGAGAAACAGAGAGAGAGAGAGAGAUGCAAUCUACUGAACUGAACUGAACUGAAUUGGACAGAACUGGACUGGACUAUAAUCUGGGCAAAAGAAGCACACAAUUCUAUUAUUAAUAUGAAUAUAAAAUAAUUAUAAUACAAAUACAAAUAAUAUGAAUAUCAUUCUUUUUAAAAAGAUAUUCUCCAAUUCCUUGAAGCAAUGAAAAAUUGUUGUUUUGUCUUUUUCACUUUGUUUUGUUUAUUUGUAAUGAAUCUGUAUAUGUUGAUGGAGUCUGUUGAGAAAUCUUUGUUUUGAAGCACUGAAAAUGCUCCUUCCUGCACACACGUGUACCCACCCUGCAUUCUAAUACUCCAUAUAGACCCCUUCUCCUCGGAUGUUGCAAGAUGUGUUUGGUUGAAAUGACUGACACCACAUACAGUGAAGCAAUGGCUAUGCUGUCAAAUCACACACUGCUAAGUGCACGCGUUUAGGUUUCUAACAGCCUAGUUAAGUCACUUUGUAGGAAAACAAUGACGAAACACAGUUUUUUGUAUAUUUUAAGAAAAUGUUAAGAGCACCACCUGAAUCUGUUCUGAGUUUAAGGCACGUUCCAUGUGUCUCCUCCUUCCCCUCGAUGACUCCUGUGUCUCCUCCUUCCCCUCGAUGACUCCUGUGCACCUCGCUGCACUAAAUGAAGAGUACGAAGGAGGAGAACCUUCUGGAAAGCGUAGCCGUGCAGUAGGGGGUGUUAUGGGCUGGCAAGGCCCUCGUAGCAUUGGGAACCCAUGGUCUAACACGCUCCUCUAUUUCACUGUUUGUACUUGCUCUGAGACUGUAUGUGCUUGCACACACUAUGUUGGGUAGUAGAUGUCUGUUUUUCUGUUUUGUUUUUGUUUUUAGCAAUAUUUUCAAAGAAUUUAUGAAUGCAUUUAAAACAUACUGAGUUAUACGGUAUUGGGACAUUUUUAUAUAAGGAAAACGGGAAUGUCUUUGCUAUAAAUGCAUUGUUUCAUGGGAUAGCGGUCUUUUUAAAGGAAAUUUUAUAUUCUGUGCAGAUGUAACGUAAAAAGAAACAGCCUGGCUUUUUAUUUUGGCAAGCUGUUGGUAGCAACGCACGAUGGCACCAGGUCACCUGGCUCUGCAUUUUUAACCAUUUGGGGAUCUUUUUUUAUCAAGUCUUGCUGAUAGAUUGCCCCCUUUUAAACUUGACUGCAUGUUUUGUAUGCAUUCUAAUCUACGUUGUGGGUCCGGUUCAAAGGACUCUUCCACUACUUAAUGGGUCUGGAUCAAAGGAAACUCUUCCACCUGCAUUUGUUGAUCAGUGUUGAGAUGCUGAAGGCCUGUGUCUCGGAUUGGCCACAGAAGUUUGAUCUCCCUUUUUUAUUCUCAUCUUUUGUUUAUUUUUGUUUAUUAUUAUUUUAUUAUUAUUAUCAUUAUUAUUAUUAUUUAGAUAUUAAUUGACUGUAAGACUAUGGAGAGCUGUGUGAAAGCAGUGUUGUCGGAUCCUACUGUGUGGUCUGACACCGUCAUGACAGAUGUCACACCAGAGAUUGUUAGGGAUGAUAUUUAAGUAAAAGCAAAAGUAAUUAGAAAUGAAA